AUUAAAAUUAAUUAGGUACAGAGACUAGAGGCUUGCUUGGUGACAGUGUGUCGACGUCGACGCGGAGGAGCGGCAAGAUGGCUAACGUAGGGAAGGUGAUAUCAUGCAAGGCAGCAGUGGCCUGGGAAGCCAAACAACCUCUCUCCAUAGAGACUGUGGAAGUGGAGCCUCCGAAGGAGGGAGAGGUCAGAGUUCAGAUAUUGGCCACUGGGGUGUGCCACACCGACGCCUAUACUCUCGGGGGCGCAGACUCGGAGGGGAAAUUCCCCUGCAUCCUUGGCCACGAAGGAGGGGGUGUGGUCGAGAGUGUGGGUCCGGGGGUCACCUCUGUUGCCUCCGGCGACCACGUCAUCCCUCUCUACAUCCCGCAGUGCAGAGUGUGCAAGUUCUGUCGCAGUUCAAAAACUAACCUUUGCUCCACCAUCAGAAGUACCCAGGGCCAGGGAGUGAUGCCAGAUGGGACUUCCCGCUUCACCUGCAAAGGGAAGACGGUGUAUCAUUUCAUGGGAACCUCCACAUUCUCAGAGUACACUGUCCUACCAGAGAUGUCAGUGGCCAAGGUGAACCCCGCUGCCCCACUGGACAAGAUCUGUCUCCUUGGCUGUGGCAUCCCCACUGGAUAUGGUGCUGCACUCAACACUGCCAAAGUCGAGGCGGGGUCAAGUGUGGCUGUGUUUGGCUGUGGAUGUGUAGGACUGGCAGUCAUAAUGGGUGCCAAGGCAGCAGGAGCCUCCAGAAUCAUUGCAGUGGAUAUCAACCCUGACAAAUGGGCCAUUGCCCAGCAGUUUGGAGCCACGGAGUUCUUCAAUCCCAAGGACCACAACAAACCAACCCAGCAGGUCCUGGUAGAGAUGACCGACGGAGGACUGGACUACACUUUCGAAUGUAUUGGCAACAUAAAGACUAUGAAAGCGGCUCUGGAGGCGUGUCACAAGGGGUGGGGAGUGUCCACCAUCAUAGGAGUGGCCGCCGCAGGGCAGGAGAUCUCCACAAGACCAUUCCAACUGGUCACUGGCCGUGUCUGGAAGGGAACUGCCUUUGGAGGUUGGAAGAGCAGAGACUCAGUCCCCCAGCUGGUGGAGGACUAUCUGGCCAAGAAGAUAAAGGUGGACGAGUUUGCCACUCACUCCAUGCCACUGGACGACAUCAACAAGGCCUUCGAACUCAUGCACGACGGAAAGAGCAUUCGCUCGGUUGUAACCUACUGAAGUGUCCCCCAGCUCCCACCACACUCCAGUGAUGCCAGAGAGACAAUUGAACUGUAGUCAAUAUUAAAUCAAUCAUAAUUGGAUGUUUUCAUAUAUAGCUGCUUGAUUCACAUGCAUAUCAUGUUUAGCUACGCCCAUUUAUAUCAGGAGUUGGGAGUACUCUCU
Messenger RNA from Geodia barretti, 1373 nucleotides. NCBI's taxonomy places the organism in Eukaryota, Metazoa, Porifera, Demospongiae, Tetractinellida, Geodiidae. The record is from the annotation of a GenBank genome assembly.